This is a messenger RNA of Seriola dumerili (greater amberjack), 2591 nucleotides long. RefSeq names its product meprin A subunit beta-like. The coding region runs from base 103 to 2172 and encodes 689 amino acids. Gene Ontology annotation, molecular function: zinc ion binding; metalloendopeptidase activity; protein binding. Gene Ontology annotation, biological process: proteolysis. NCBI's taxonomy places the organism in Eukaryota, Metazoa, Chordata, Actinopteri, Carangiformes, Carangidae. The record is from RefSeq and is a predicted model, not a curated record. The transcript has 17 exons. Gene Ontology annotation, cellular component: membrane.
GUUUUAUAUUAAAAUUAGGAGCACUGAUGUUUUGUCGAGUAUCUCUCUAGUGAUCAGGUGUUUCAAUCGGGGUCGAACGUACUGCAAGUCUCGACAGGUAAAAUGUGUGUCUUUACAUUUCUGCUGUUGAGUUUGAUUUUGCAGCACGCAGCCACAUCGCCUAUUUCAUCUGCAGAAGGCACUGAAGACGGCAGUGGGUAUGAAGAAGCUCUAGACAUUGUUGAGAUAAACAAAGAUCUGAAUCUACAUGAGGGAGACAUACGACUAAUGACUGGCCGUGACAGGAACAUUGUUGUUGGAAACCAGUUCAGAUGGGAAUUACCAGUCCCAUAUGUGUUACAUGAGAGCCUUGACUUGAAUGCCAAAGGGGUUGUUCUACGGGCUUUUGACCAAAUACGGCUGAAAACGUGCAUCGACUUCAAACCCUGGGAAGAUGAGCCACACUACAUUGUAGUCAUCCAAGACGAUGGAUGUUGGUCAUAUGUUGGGAAUCAACAUCAGGGAAACCAAAGUGUCUCUAUUGGACAGUGGUGUGAUCACCUUGCCAUUGUGGAGCACGAGUUUCUUCAUGCACUGGGCUUCUGGCAUGAACAGUCCAGAUAUGACAGAGAUGAAUAUGUGACCGUUGUCUGGGAAAACAUAGAAAAAGGAAAGGAACACAAUUUUUUAAAGCACAGUUCGAACUACACUACCACACUAGGAACGAUGUAUGAUUACACAUCUGUGAUGCACUACAACAAAGACGCCUUCUCUAAUGGCAAUGGAUCCACCAUCGUCACUAAUCUGCCAGAGUACCAAGAUGUAAUUGGUCAGCGUCUAGAAAUGAGCUCUAAUGACGUUCUGAAGCUCCAGAAGCUUUACAACUGCACAUCUGCCGUAACCUUUCGGAUGUCCUGCAGCUUUGAAGAUGAAAGAGUGUGUGAUAUGACUCUUUGCGCUGCAGGAAAUACCAGCUGGGAGAGAGUGGGCAGCACAAAAGCCGGGCCGUUUUCCGACCACACCAGUCUGAGUUCACAGGGAGAGAACCAGACAGAAUCUGCUCAUGGAAAUGGCACAGCAAAUCAAAAUGGUGGAGGCUCCUUCAUGCACUGCAGCACAGUGUCUGGAAAAGAGGGGGAUGGCGCCAAAAUGCAGAGCAGGAAGAUGAAUCCAAAGAGGCAGAUCCAGUGCCUCCAGUUUUUCUAUUUUCACAGCGGGAGCGACAAAGACCAACUCAACAUCUGGAUCAGAGAAUAUGACAGGGAAGAUGAGGAGACCACCUAUCUAAUGGGACAGAUCACAGGUCCACCAACAUCUCACUGGCAGCUCCAUCACGUUUCCCUCAAUGCCACUAGGCCCUUCCAGGUGGAGUUUGAGGUCCGCAAAGGAGCAGGAAACUCCUUAGGCGGGUUUUCAGUGGAUGACAUCAACCUGUUUGAAACUGAGUGUCCACAUCAUGUCUGGCAUAUUCCCAAUAUUGACCAUUUUCUGAUGAACAGCAGCGUUGGCACAAGCUUACUGAGCCCACGGUUCAUAACCAGACAGAGCUACGGGCUCCAGCUUCUGCUGCAUCUCUACUCUAAUCACUUCGGUGUUUUCUUCCGGCUCGUGUCCACAGACCAUGAUGACCAGCUCCAGUGGCCAUGUGUGUGGAGACAGGUGACAGUCUCACUGCUGGACCAGAGUCACCACAUCCAGCAGAGGAUGUCGAAGCAGAUAAGCAUCACAACUGAUUCAGAGAGAACAUUCAUUGGAGAUAGUGGAGAGAUAUUUCACUACUGGGAUAACCCCAGGAAGCUGGGGCAUCUCAUCAAUGACACCAACAGAGAGUCGUACUAUGCUGGUCCAAACCUCGGCUACAGGACUUUCUUGUCUUUGGAUGCAUUUCGGUCAGGAAACUUUAUAAAAGGAGGCAGCAUCUUCUUUUUCCUCAGCUUUGAUGAUUUAUCGACUCUACGACUGAGUGGCUCAGACCCUCCUAAGCCACAGAUAUGGUCUAACAUGAACCAUGUGACUCUGAUGAAGACAGAUGAUAAGGGAACCUGCCUAAACCAAAUGAUGGGAAGCACUACAACCAUCAUCACUCCAUCAUUCAUAUCAUCAUUUGCAGUCAGUCUUCCCACAGGAACCAUCUUUACCAUGCUGACAGCCACAGUGGCCCUGAUAUCAGGAAACCUGCCCUUGACACUUUGAAAAUCUCAGCUUUGUUCUACAAGUAUAGAAAUUGGUGUAUUUCUAUGGUCGAGAGACUUUACAAACCAAGGGUGUAGGUUUGCAUAUGAACAAUAGGGACAUGUCCCUACCAAUAUUUUGGGAGGACAGAAUUGUCCCUACCAAUAUCUGAGUGAAUUCGUUCACACUAUGUUUGGAGUAAAGUCAUGUUAGAUCAUUCCAGUGUACCCUCCAAGAAGCUAUGUAUCCAAGACAACCAAUUUAGGCAUGCUAGUAUUUCAUGUGAGAAUGUAACAGUGGUACUUAACAUAAUCAGAAAAAUGUCAACUGUUGUUAUUUAACCAUGUUAGCUAGUGUUAACUAUCAAAUUAAGCCUGGCUUCUGUCUUCUGUUUAAUUUCUGUCAAAAAAUUAUAUUGAUUAAAAAUUAUAUAUAUUAUU